CUUAGAACUGUAAAUUUGUGAACUAAUAAACCCCCAUUGUAAAAGCUGAUCAUUUCUUAUAUUUUGCAUAUCCAGCAGCUUUAGCAAACCAGAACAGGUAGUAAGUCAGCAAUUUUAGAAACCCAGAGCCAAUUUAAAGUUUUUUGUUGUUAUUUAAGAUAAAUAGAAAAUAGAAAGAUAACACAGUAGGUAGAGGUGAGAAAUCAAUAAAGAAUUGUGGAUGAGAGUAAACUAGAAAUUAUUUGACAGAUAUAAAAAUAACUUCAUUCAUUCAUUUUCCAUUCACCCUCAUUGAGUGCUUGCUGUGUGCCAGGUACUUGCUAGGCAUUGUUAGAGAGCAGUGAUAAAUGUAAAGGACUGAGAUUAUCAUCUUCGGUUUCCUGACUCAGACUCUGAAGACUGAAAAAAAAAAAAGUCCCCUAUCCUUACUGUUUCCUGUCUUGAAUGUAUCAAGGCUAAAGAGACAGUUCUCUCUGGUUGCCUUUUCAUGGACCUUUAGGGAGGUAGGAAAUGACAGAGAAAGAACGUGGGCUACUGAAUGAGACAGACCUGGGUCUGCCACCUAUACCGCUGUGUACCUUAUAGAAGUACUCAGCUAUCUCUGAGUUUCCUCAUUGGUGGUUUUACAGGGAAUUUUUUUUUUUUUUUGAUGAUGAUUAAAUGCAGUAUUGGGCAUGAAUGGACCCAAUAUAUUACAGUGCAUGUAGAAGGGCUCUGGACGGGUUAGUUUCUUCCUUUGCCAUUUAUCAUCUCCAGAGCCAUUUGAGAAAGAAUGAGAACAGUUGCAGAGGGGGUGGGGGCCAUCUAGAACAGCAUUCCCAGUCUUUGUUAUUCCAAUGUGGAUGAUGUUCAUUAGUACAAGUAGGAUUAAUCGUGAUAUUUUGUAACUCUAUUCCUGUUUCUUUACCACUCAAAAAAAUCAUGGGAAUGCAAAUGAGGGGGAGAAUGAUAGUGCUGCAAACAUGAAUCUAUCAUAACUUUGGUAAUUUAGUUGUUAUUUGUAUCACAUUAUCUGUGACACAUCUCGCAAUUGAUAGUUGACACACCAAUGUUGCAACUUGGCGUAAGAAUCCCGUAAUCUGCGCUGCAACAUGAGUGGACCUUGUAAACAUUGUGUUUGGUGAAAUAAGCAGGCACAUAAGGACAGAUAUUGUAUAUUUCUACCUAUAUGAGAGCUCUAGAAUUAAAAAAUUCACAAAGACAGAAAGUAGAUUAGAGGUUACCAGGGGAGAGGAGAAGGGAGAGUUUUUGUUUGGGGGGUAUAGAGUAUUUGUAAAUAUAUAUAUAUAUAUUUUUUUUAAUUAAAAAAAAAAAGAAUCGGUGAUAUCAAACAUCUGUUGAGAUCUGGAAACUCUUGAUGCUAGUUCCCAUCUUGGCCUCAGCAUCCCAGCCAGUCUCUGGUUCUGGGAUAUUCUGGACCUAGCUGCGGCCAUUGUGGGUGAGGCCAGGGCCUGGUGGCCCCAUUGGACUUCUCUAUGGAGCCAAGAGCUGAGAUGCUUUCAAGGAGCUCUUUGUGUAUUUAUAAAGCGUUCUCCCCAAAUACUCAUUUCCUCAGGCCCCUCUUGCAUUCCUGCUUCAUUUCUUUGGGUCCUUUCCCUGGCAUCAUCUUGUUCAACAUAUUACUCAGCCCAGACUUUCUUCCUGCUUUCCCUAGGUGCUACCUGCCUUUGGACCCAGACCUCAUCCUCAUUUUCUUAGGCCUUUACUCCACCUUUUUCUCCUUCAGCCAAUCAAACAAACUCAUAUCCUGGUCCAUGUUCCCCAUCUACCUCUCCUUGAAAUUUUGGAGGAUUCUCCUUGGAAUUGUUGGGGUUGGGAAUAAUUUCUUAGGCUUCAACCUGGCUUUGUAAAACCUCUUUCCCUUUGCUCUACAGCUUUGUCUCAGUACAGGACCUCAGGAGCCACCAGCGCCUCCCGUGCUGCAGCCACCUGUCCUGGAGCAGUAGUGAAUACAAGGCUUGGGCCCAGGAGGCUGGACCAGAGGGGGUCCCCCUGCCCCGGGAGCGGCUGUUAUUUUUAGGGACACUAACAGACCUGUCAGGCGAUUUGGAGCAAGAGUGCAGGAAUGGAAGCCUCUAUGUGAAGGAUAACUCUGGUGUCCUGGGCUGCGAGAAGCAAGCUCAAAGUUAUGAAGCCAAACCUGGCUGGGAAGCUGGUUCACCUGAGUGCCCUGGUGAACAGUCAAAAGAAGUCUUACUUCGUCUUGUCUCUCAGUCACUCAUCCCCAGCUGACUACUCUGUGCCCAUCAUCGUGCAGGUCCCUGCCCAGCUGGUGUGGCACAAAGCCCUUUGGCCUGGUAGAGCCUAUGUGCUGACAGAGCUGCGAGUGUCCAAGAUCCGUGGUCAUCCCUACUGUGUUUGGACAACAAGUCCCUCCUCCCGUCUGUUGCCUUUGGAACCAGAAUGCGUGCAGGAGCUGGAGCUGGAGGAACCCCUCUUGGAGACUGAUCCCAGGCCACUCCCCAGGCCCAGCAACUCCCAGGACAGGAAGGGGCAAAAAGGUCUUGUCCGGGACUCCAGACUUUUGUCAUAUAUGGGCACGGUCACCUGUGUGCUGAAUGAGCCUGCUGGCCUCUAUGAGCUGGACGGACAGCUGGGGCUCUGCCUUGCCUACCAGCAGCUCCGUGGCCUGAGGCAGGUGCUGCGACCGGGUGUCUCUCUGGAGCUCCAGGAUGUUCACCUCCUCCAGUCAGUGGGUGGAGGGACAAAAAGGCCAGUGCUAGCGUCCUGCCUCCGUGGCGCCGUCCUUCUUCGGGGCUUCUCUCGUCGGAAGCCCGAGACUCGGUUGUCCCGCCAAGCCCACGGGGCCUCCCUGUACGAGCAGUUGGUGUGGGAACGUCAGUUAGGACUGCCCCUCUACCUGUGGACUGCCAAGGCCCUGGAGGAGCUGGCUGGCAAGCUGUGUCCCCACGUGCUGAGGCACCACCAGUUCCUGCAGUAUUCCUCUCCCAGGAGCCCCAGUCUGGGACUGCAGCUCCUGGCUCCUACCCUGGAUGCUUUGGCUCCUGCAGACAGUCCUGUUCGGAAUCCACACAAGGAGAUCCUUGGAGAGCCACAUCACUGUCCCCUCCAGAAAUACACCCGGCUGCAGAUCCCCUGCACUUUCCCUGCUCUGGACGCCCUGAAAGAGGAGGCCCAGCGCAGGGCAUGGGCCACCUUUGACCCCAAAACCCUUGUGCCCCUCCCAGAGGCUUCCCAUCUAACCAGCUGCCAACUCAACUACCGCCUGGCCUGGUCCUGGCUCUGCCUUCUGCCCUCUGCCUUCCACCCAGCCCAGGUUUUACUUGGGGUUCUGGUGGCUUCAUCUCGUAAAGGUUGUCUGCAACUUCGGGAUCAAAGUGGUUCCCUGCCCUGCCUGCUUCUGGCCAGGCACUCCCAACCCCUCACUGACCCCCGGCUCAUAGGCCACCUGGUGUGGGCAGAGAAGUUCCAGUUGGUUGUUGAGAGGGACGUCAGGAGCAACUUCCCUUCCUGGAAGGAGCUGAGCAUGGCAGGGUUCAUCCAGAAGCAGCAGGCCAGAGUCUAUGUCCAGUUCUUUCUGGACGAUGCCCUGAUCAUCCCAGUGCCCAGACCCUUCCUUCGCUCAGCCACCUCCUCAGGAACCUCUCAGACAGAGCCCACCCACCCAGAGGGACCCCACAUGGGUCAGAGCAGGCUAUUCUUACUGUCCCACAAGGAGGCCCUGAUGAAGCGGAACUUUUGUGCCCCACCAGGAGCCAGUCCGGAGGUGCCCCAGGCCACCCUCAGUUUCCACGUGUCAGGGAGCUGGCUUGGGGGCACUCAGAAGAAGGAGGGGUCUGGAUGGGGUCCACCUGAACCUCAGGUUGAUGAGAACAAGGAUCAGAAGAUUCUUCUCAUCUUCAUGGGCUCUUCAGUCCGCUGGUUUGAGUUCCUGCACCCCGGGCAAGUGUACCGACUCAUGGCUCCGGGCCCCUCUGAACCAGCAUUGUUCGAGGAGGGUGGUUUGUCCUGCACCUCUCAGCGGCCCCUGGAGUUGGCUGGCUGUGUGUCCUGCCUCACUGUCCAGGAUGAGUGGACCCUGGAGCCUGAGAGCUCCCAGGACAUCCCAGAUGUGUUGGGGGUACCCAAGGCACUUCCGGAAUCCUCGCUGACUGAUCUGCUCAGUGGCAACCUCACCAACUCCUUGGUGUCCUUCUCUGCCGAGAUUUUGUCACGGACACUGUGUCCAGCCUCUCUCUGGCUGAAGCCUGGGAGCACCGGGGCCUUGAGAGAGUGUGUGAAGCUAACUGUAGCCCUGGAGACCGCUGACUGUGAAUUCCCCCCUCACUUGGACAUCUACAUUGAGGACCCGCAUUUGCCUCCCCCACUGGGACUCCUUCCAAGAGCCCGAGUCUACUUUACACAGCUGGAGAAAAGGGUGUCCAGAUCCCACAAUGUUUACUGUUGUUUUCGGGCUUCCACCUAUGUGCAGGUCCUAAGUUUCCCCCCGGAGACCACAACCAGUGCACCCCUGCCCCACGUCUACCUGGCAGAACUUCUGCAGGGUGGCCGGGCCCCAUUCCAGGCUACUGCCUCUUGCCAUAUUGUUUCCGUCUUCAGCCUUCACCUCCUCUGGGUGUGCACUCAUUGUACCAGCCUCUGCCCACAGGGGAGGUGUACUCGCCAGGGCACCAGUUGUCCUGCUCAGACAUCCGUAAGCCAGGCCAGCAUCAGGAUCCUGGUGGAAGAUGGGACUGCCGAAGCAGUGGUGACCUGUAGGAAUCAUCACGUGGCAGCCGCACUUGGGCUGUGUCCCAGCGAGUGGACCUCCCUCCUCGAGUUUGUCCGAGUGCCGGGGAGAGUGGCCUUGCAAUUUACAGGGCCUGGAGCCCAGCACGAGUCCUCAGCCAAGAUGGAGGAGCCCUUGACCCUCUUCCUCCGGAGUCUUUGUACCAGCCUCUCUGUCCUCCGUCCUAUUGUGCUUUCUUUUGAGCUUGAGCAAAAAUCCUCCAACAUCCUCCCAUUAGAACCUCCCCGUCUGCAGCGUUUCCAGUGUGGGGAGCUCCCCCUUCUGACUCGUGUGAAUCCCAGGCUCCGACUGUCUUGCCUCUCUAUUCAGGAGCCAGAGCCCCCCAACUCUGGGGGUGCCUUUGUUUCCUCCUGUUAGCCUAAACUGCAAGGAUGACCUGAAAGUUCUUCCUGCUUCGCUGGAAUCCUUGAGGCACCACUCCUAGCUCUUCCUCCUCAUGGUGGCCCCUACUUUUCUCUGCGAUGGAGCCAGGCCCCCAAGGUCCUUGGAUUCACAAGCUGCUACCUCACUGUAAUUUUUUUCUUCUUUGGUCUGGGAUGAGGCACCCAGCAUUCUGGUGCCUCCGUGCUCGGGGGAUGGGGGGGGGAAUUGUGGAAAAAAGCAAAUCCUGGGGCUGAUGCUAUUUCCUUCUGGGUCCCAGUUGGCCCUGAGUACCUGGGUUCUGCCUUUGAGGCAGGAACCAGAAGAACAAAAGGCUUGCCCCUUGUAGGGGUGCUGGUGACGGGCCUGCAAUAAAGCUCUCUCAUGUUU
Molecule: messenger RNA, 5500 nt
Organism: Choloepus didactylus (southern two-toed sloth)
Lineage: Eukaryota; Metazoa; Chordata; Mammalia; Pilosa; Megalonychidae
Gene: CTC1
Product: CST telomere replication complex component 1
Exons: 20
Coding region: 2129-5107 (992 amino acids)
Biological process (GO): telomere maintenance via telomere lengthening; positive regulation of DNA replication
Cellular component (GO): CST complex
Molecular function (GO): single-stranded DNA binding; telomeric repeat DNA binding
Source: RefSeq, a predicted model, not a curated record